GGUCCUCAAACAGGAAGUGAGCGGGCAGCUGGUGCUCGGUCAUUAUUGGAGAUCUCCUCGGCUCGUGCGUGUUGUUGUGAUCGAUUUCUGAAUGGAAAUCGAUCGAUCGAUCAGUCGGGUCGCGUGCGUGCUGCUGAGCGUGUGCGUGGCACUGACGUCCCAGGAGCGGCCAGAUGACGCGGGAGGCUGGUGGCUGGACUCAGACCUCCGGCUCCAGGAUGAAGGUCCCUGUAGCAUCGACGUGUGGGACGGCUCCUCGCUCUCCUAUCAACAGUUCAUUGAGAGAUACGCCUUCAGUCGCCCGGUCGUCCUCCGAGCGCUGACUGACAACACGAAAUUCAAGCUGCUCUGCUCCAAGUCGACUUUACUCCGAGAGUACGGCUCCCGGAAAGUGCGGCUCAGUACAGCGAACACGUAUUCUUACAGGAAAGUGGACGUCACGUUCCAGGAGUAUGUGGACAAGUUCCUGAGGCCUCAGUCCACCCACGCUCUCGGCAGCGACACCAUGUACUUCUUUGGAGACAACAACUUCACGGAGUGGCAGAGUCUGUUCGAGCACUACGCGGCUCCACCGUACGUGCUGCCGCGCACCAGCGGAGCGUACAGCUUCGGCAUCGCAGGUUCGAUCCCUCUGAGAACGAGGCUGGAACACAAAUCACUGGAGCUUCUUGGCCCCGGAACCGGAGUUCCUUUUCACUGGCACGGCCCCGGUUACGCUGAGGUCAUCUUCGGAAGAAAGCGUUGGUUCCUCUACCCGCCCGAUAAGGAGCCUCACUUCCACCCCAACCACACCACCCUGUCCUGGGUGAGGGACACCUACCCCCACCUGCCCCAGCACGAGGCUCCACUGGAGUGCACCAUCAGGCCGGGAGAGGUGCUGUAUUUCCCUGACCGCUGGUGGCACGCCACUCUGAACCUGGACACCAGCGUCUUCAUCUCCACGUUCCUCGGCUGACAGCUCUUCACAUCUUCACUGUUUGUUUCCUUCAGGAUAAGAAACAGAUUCAACAACGCGAGGACGGAUCUGAUGAACUGUGUUUCUUCUGGUUUUAUUUUGGUCUGGACGAUGAAGACGUUUCAUUUCAGGGACUAAGACGAACAACAGAAACAUUCCAGCCACGUUUCCUCACGAUGAAGAUUAUAAUAAUAAUAAUAACGUGUAUUUCAUGACCAAAGCAACAGAAACAGAUUGUGUCUCCUUUAAAAAACACACAUCACUCAACAAGUUCAAAACAAAACAAACACUUCGACACAGUAAGUUUUUUGUACAACUCAGCGUCAGUGUAAAAAAAAUAAAACAGGGUUUUACAGAGUU
This is a messenger RNA of Platichthys flesus (European flounder), 1315 nucleotides long. It is a transcript of the gene jmjd8, whose product is annotated as jumonji domain containing 8. Bases 92 to 955 code for a protein of 287 amino acids. NCBI's taxonomy places the organism in Eukaryota, Metazoa, Chordata, Actinopteri, Pleuronectiformes, Pleuronectidae. Gene Ontology annotation, cellular component: cytoplasm. The record is from RefSeq and is a predicted model, not a curated record. The transcript has 9 exons.